AUGUCAGUUAUUCCCGGUAGCUCAGCCGAUUUCCAGGAUCCAUCAUUCUGGGAGGAAUUUUACAAGGCUUCCAAUGAUUCUUUCGAAUGGUAUGGUGAUUUCAAGACUUUUGGGCGCGUUUUGAUCAAAUAUUUAAAAUCAACUGACAAAAUUCUACAAAUUGGAUGCGGCAAUUCGGAAUUAGCAAGUCAGCUUUACGAUAAUGGUUAUCGAAUAAUUGAUAGUAUCGAUAUUGAUGAAGGAGUCAUCAAGGAGCAGGUUGCCAAGAACUCAUCCAGACCGGGAUUGCAAUUUAUAUGUUGCUCUGCAACAAAAAUUGACGCACCAGACGAAAAGUACAACGUUAUCCUGGACAAGGGGACGCUCGAUGCGCUAGUACCAUUGGCAUGUGAAGACGUGGUGGAAAAUGUGGAAAAAAUGUUUUCAGAGAUAUGCCGGGUGCUUACAGUUGGAGGUCGAUACAUUGUCCUUACUCUUGCUCAAAAACACGUGCUCAAUUCAUAUAUGCCAUUUUUUUUGAAACGGAAGAAUUUCAUUAUACGGGUUGAAAAAAAUAUUGAUGCCAAUUGGAAAUUUCCUUUACCAGUGUUUUUGCUUAUCGCGACGAAACUUCGUGUUUCUCUUCCUUCACCAUAUAUGGAGUUGAUACUUUCAAUAGAAAAGAAAGCGGCUAAAUUCUCAUGUUUGGAAAGCUUGAUCAAUGCGAUAAAUGCUGAGCAAGAAUUCUCGCGAUUUCGCCAUCUCUGUUCCAAAAAGUUGGAAGACGAAGUGAAUUUGACACUACAUGGUAACGAUGAAAAACCGCGAUAUCAAAUAGCAGUUCUAGACGAUCCUGAAGUCAAUGAAUUAAAUUCCUUUGCCGUCUUCAUCGUUCCGGUUGGCAGAGAUCAUGACUGGUUUUUCGCUACUGAAAGAGGGCGUUUAUCAUUACGCAAACAGUGUUGUAAGGACCGGUUGGCAGUUGUUACACUUUAUCGUGAUCAAAAAUAUGAAAGUAUGGAGCAGGUCAAGGAUGAAUUGGGUCCAUAUGUAAUUCAGCUUACUCCAGCAUCUCUGCUUCAGAAAAUUGAGCAUAAGUCAGUGGUUGAAUUUCUUUCACUCGGCAAAAUUGAUGUUAAGGAAACACGUGCUUCGGGGCAUUCCGAUGUCAACGGGCCAUGGGCAGUGGAGGAUGUUCGCAUACAAACUUCUCUCUAUCGAAGACUUGUUUUUUUGUCUGCCCAAAAUCUAGUACAGUCUGAAGCUAAAUUGAUUCGAAAUAAAAGAGGUUGCGAAAUUGUGGAUUUGCAUUCACUAGCCUCGGAAUAUCACGAAGCGAUGCUGGUGGCAUUACCUUUCAUGUUACGUCCUGGUGAAAGAUUGAACCAAUCGACCAAAUCACGACUGCUUAUUCUUGGAUUAGGUGGUGGUGUUCUUCCUUCCUUCCUGCACCUCAAAUUUCCUUCAAUGUCUAUUGUAGCUGUAGAAUUGGAUCAGAAGGUUGUAGAAAUUGCAAAAAAUUGGUUUUCUUUUAACAGUGACUCGCGUUUGUCCGUUGUGAUCAAGGAUGCUCUGACAUAUGUUGAAGAACUAGUGCAACAAGAAAAUCUUACGGAUAUUUUAGCAAAAUUUUGGCACAUUAAAGUUUCAGAUGAAUCACUUCUAUUUGAUGCUAUAUUCAUUGAUGUAGCUGGAAGUAAGCACGAAGAUGGACUAAGCUGUCCAUUACCGUCAUUUGUAACGGAGGAAGCUCUGAACAAGAUGUAUGCUGCGCUUCGUGAAAGAGGAGUACUGGCUCUGAAUCUGGUAACUCGGAACGACGAUAUUGCUCGACAAAUUAAAGAUCGCAUUUUAUCGGUCUUUUCUCAAUAUUAUAGCCACUGCAGCGAAGAGGACAUAAAUCAGGUUUUGGUCUGUCCAAAAGUACGGAAGAGCAUAUAUGAGGCUCGAAAGAUCUGCGAUAUUUACAAAAGAGACAAAAGUACACUGCGAAAUUUACCCUCAAAUCUUUCGGCGUUGAAAUUUUAUGCCAAACGAACCAAGUGA
Molecule: messenger RNA, 2025 nt
Organism: Cercopithifilaria johnstoni
Lineage: Eukaryota; Metazoa; Nematoda; Chromadorea; Rhabditida; Onchocercidae
Source: the annotation of a GenBank genome assembly